Molecule: messenger RNA, 3360 nt
Organism: Symbiodinium sp. CCMP2456
Lineage: Eukaryota; Dinophyceae; Suessiales; Symbiodiniaceae
Source: the annotation of a GenBank genome assembly
AUGCCUUCCCGCCCGGGUAUUGAAGCAGAUGAUAGGCUGUACAUUGGUUCUACGCCCUUAGGCUUUUCCGUCGCUGACGUGAUUGACCUUCUCGCUGCCCCAGUGUGUCUGCUGUCGUGGGAAGCGACAUGUGCCGCCGUGCCAGCAAUCCAGCGACGCUGGAAGCAUGACGUUCUUGCCAAAUGCUCACCCUGUGUCCAUGGUACGCAGGAUAUCUGGUGCUAUACCGAUGGUUCCUUCACACCUCCUCAAGCUGGCUCGCCCAGCAAGCUUGGCUGGGCUUGCGUCUUUGUGCAGCCCAGUACGGGUAGAGUUAGAUGUGCAUGGGGUGCUGUCCCCCAGUACCUUGAGCCCAAUAUGCACGACGGGUCGGCACACAUUGCUGAGUGUUUUGCCUUGACCGCAGGGAGUCUCAUCUGCUCGGCUGCCUUACAUGGGGCUGCUGUACAUUUCCUGUCGGACUGCCAAGCUGCCUUGCAAGCCUUUGAUGGAAGUUCACAGGUACACCUUGGAGGUAUAGCUGAAGCCACCGGACAUGCUCACCAUUUGCGCAGUCACACGGGGCAUACCGACUCCUGUGCCUAUGUUCCAGGUCAUUCAGGCCACAUAGGGAAUGAGAUUGCCGACAUUCUCGCAAAGCAAGGAGCCAGACAUGACCGUGAGAGUGCAGGCCUUGACGUUUCUGCUGCGGAGCUCCGGGCCUGGCUUGGAAAAGGUGCCGGUCUUCUGCAUUGGGUAGGCGUCGUCUACCGUGCCUGCGGUGGCGAUGUUCGUAUGCCGCCAAUUAACUGUGCAGACCUAGGCGCCGAUUCACACCAUGCAGGGUUGAGCCAUGCAGAUGUCAUCCGCCCCUUUGUGCCUGUCGACAGUCUCCCUCAGGGACGUUCCGACGAACAUGUCGAGGUGCAAACGCCCCAACAAUUUGCCAUCUCCCUUCGGUGUGCUGCCUUCAACACUUUAUCACUCGCUGGAUCUGACAUUGCAUCCGCAGGUGCCGACAUAAGGCACGGUGGACGGCACUACACCCCGGGAAGAGCAGCUUUGUUAGCCGAACAACUUCACCAGCAGGGAGUUCAUGUUGCGUUUUUGCAGGAAGCUCGCUGCUCUGAAGGCAGCGGCCGUGCCGGAGAUUUCCUUCGGUUUGCCUCAGGGGCUGUCCGCGGACAAUGGGGCACCGAAGUCUGGAUCAAAAGCGGAUAUGUUUUCGGCAAGCCACUCACAGGUAGUAGCAGGGAAGGGUGCCUUACCGCGUCAUCAGCCACUUCUCUGCAUGCUGACCCGCGGCGACUCUUCAUCCGGGUCACCACUUCUAUUACGAACUUGCUCCUUGUUUCUCUGCAUGGACCACAUCGGGCCACUGAGAGCCGUGAAGUCCGACAGUGGUGGAGUGAAACAGCUGCGUUGCUUCGACACUUCAUUAAAAGCGACUUACUUAUAGUUGCUGGGGAUUUCAAUGCUGCCCUAGGCUCAGAAACCUCGGAAGCUAUUGGCUCCCAUGCGGCCGAGCCUGAAGACGAUGCAGGGGAGUGUGUGCGGCAACUUGCCCAAGACUUUGAUCUUUGGGCACCAUGCUCUUUUGCAGAUUGCCACACGGGAGCCACGCACACUUACCAUCAGAAGAAGUCCGGCAAAUUGUGUCGCCCGGAUUUUAUCCUGAUCCCCCGAGCUUGGGCCCAAGGCCAAGUACGUUCCUGGACAGAUCCGAGCAUUCAUGCUGCUCAUGUCAAUCAGGAUCAUGUGGCUACCGUCGUUGACACCUGGAUCACAUUGCAAGCUCGCUCCGGGAGCUCGUGUGCCCGCAGACGACGCAUUAGGGUUGCAGAUGUCGUUGCUCCUGAAAAUGCGGACCAAAUUCGGCACAUCCUCCUGAACACGCCUACGGUUCCGUGGGAUGUCUCGGCUCACGCCCACGCUGCUAUCAUCACAGAUCAUCUGCAGCGUGGCCUAGAGAAAAUCGCGGCACGUAGCCCCAGGCGGCCCCGACAGAGCUACAUGCAAGCUUCCACUUGGGAGCUUCAGCGUCUAGUCUCCAACAUUCGGCGAGCCGUCCAUCACCGACAGCACCUACUCGAGUGGCAUAGUGCUGCUGCUGCCUUUUGUGUGUGGAAAGACUCACACACCGAUUUUGUCCAGCUUUACCUUGACAACAAGUGGGUCAAGCAAGUGCGCUUUCUUCUAUUCGUCGGCAUCCAUCAUUUGGGGCUCGCCGGCCGAGCUCUUCGUGAGGCGUGCAGAACUGAUCGAGAUGCGUAUAUCAACAGUCUGGCCUUGCAGUUUGAUCAAGGUUCCUCCCGUGAAAUGUUCGCUGCCUUCCAUCGGCUGCUGGGACAUAAGAGGAAAAAACCAUUCCAACUUGAGCCCUUGCCAGGGCUGAAGCGAGAUGAUGGCACUGUCUGUACGGAUGCCCUCGAACUACGUGAACGUUGGAGAGUGCACUUCGGGGCACUCGAAGCCGGACAAACUUCGUCACUCCUAGGCAUAGCUGGCGAAGCACUUGAUGUGAAGGCUGCGCAGGUCCCGGCAUGGCCUCACCCUGAGCAUGCUGAUCUUAUCCCGACGGCUGCGAUGCUGCAGAGAACGCUUGCAGCAACCAAGGUCAACAAGGCACCAGGUUUUGACUCCUUGCCACCGGAGUUAUGCAAGCACUUCGCGUCUGAUCUUGCGGACGUAUUGCAUCCCUUGAUGCUCAAACAUGUUUGGCGUGGAUGCGAGCCUGUUGGAUGGAAAGGCGGCCGAGCAGGGUGUAGCGUAGUCUUUGGAGCUCACCUAGCUCGGAGCCUUGCGCGUAUAGCGCAUUUGCGUAAGAAAACCUGCUUUGUCGUUUUUGCCGACAUCGCGUCUGCGUUCUAUAGCGCUAUUACCCAGCUCAUAGCGUCGAAUGGAGCCGGCAUGACGGACCAGCUCUUCCAGCGCAUCACCCAGCAGCUGCAUCUGUCUUUAGACGAUGUUGAGGACAUUAAGUCGCAUCUGGCUGGCGAGUCAGCCCUGACAAAAGUUGGUGCUGCCGACUGGAUCGAGGCGGUUGCAGCCAAUAUGUCUGCCGGAAACUGGUUCAUCCUUAAGGACGAUGAUGUACCAAUCCGUACUUUCCGUGGCACUCGGCCAGGCUCUGCCUUCGCGGAUGUUCUGUUUGCCUUCCUGGUACCGCGUGUUUUGGCAUUCCGAGACUCCCUGAAAGAUGAUGGUAUGCAACGAUCUGCUGCGCCAGAGCUGCCCUGGGACGGCUGUUUUACCUUGCAAGGGUGUUCUGAGACUGACUGCCGCCAGCGUAUUGCAGUUAAGGAAGUAGUAUGGGCGGAUGACCUUGCCAUUCCGAGAUGGUGCGUCGGCGGACCAAGCACAGUCUGCGAUUGCCACUGA